Molecule: messenger RNA, 3284 nt
Organism: Porites evermanni
Lineage: Eukaryota; Metazoa; Cnidaria; Anthozoa; Scleractinia; Poritidae
Source: the annotation of a GenBank genome assembly
AUGAAGGUUAGAAAUGGUUCAAACUAUUUCAACAACACCGGCGGCGAGAACCAGAAGGAUUCUGAAGCCAACAUCAAUGACGAUGAGAUCUUUUUGUCUUCCAUGGACAAAGUUGUAGCCUUCUCCAUUGUUUAUGGUGUGUUGUUCAUUGUGUCAGUUGGAGGUAAGAAACCUGAGCAAGUUAUUUCAAAAGGUCUUCGAUAGGUAAAAGACAUGAUGAAAAAAAUUUUUUUUGGUAGUCCUCUUUAUUUAGAGACUUAGGAAUGCGUAGAAUGAACGAUCCAAUCAAAAUCCUGCCAAUUUUCGGUAAUUACAAACUCGUAAUACCGACGACAGUAGAAACUGAAAGAAGGCUCCAUCAUUUUAUUUUAUACUUUUCUGUUAAGAGCAUGAUUGUAAUUAUUUCACAUAAUUUAAAUCAUGGUAACUUAAAAUGAGUACCAGUUCAUUCCCCAAUAUUAAAAGAUGACACAAUCUUUUCGUAACAUGAUUUGUGCAGAAGUUUAUAUUUACGUUGACUCAUUGAAAAGAACAAUAUACUAUUUAAACUAAAGUUGCAGGUAUAUUAACAUUUCGUGGGUAGAUAAUUAAGAACCCCCCAAAAAAUCACGAUGUUUGUAUUUCUCUAACAAGGAAGAUAAAGAAAAUAGCAUACACUAAACGAGGUUUUUUUUAUUCUCGAAGAAAGCAUCGCAAAACAAAAGUCGUCACACAAAUUUUUAGACAUAACUAAGGACAUAAAUGUAAUACCUGACUCAGUUAAAAACAAACUGAAUUGCUAAGUAUUUCAAACGCGUAUAAUAUAAUAAUCAAAAUAAUACUAAAAAAUUUUCAUUUUCAUCUAAAAUGACUGAAGAUGUAAGGCAGAUCAUUCAGCUAUAGCACACUGACAUGAUUGUUAUUGAUCCUUUUAGGUAAUGCACUUGUUUGCAUUGUCAUCAGUAAGAAAAGGGACAUGCGCACUGUUACCAAUCUUUUUCUUCUCAACAUGGCUGCAUCAGAUAUGUUUUCCACCUUGUUUGCGGUACCAUCAUUAUUGGCCACAGAAAUCUCCCCUAACCGCUGGCUUCUUGGUGAUUUCAUGUGUCCCGCCACAAACGUGAUUUCUACGAUCGCUGUAUCUGUAUCUAUUUAUAGCAUGGUCGCGUUAGCCCUAGAAAGGUUUGUACAUCAUUUUGCGGUUACUUUUCAACAUUUUCUGGUCUGGGGAGCAGUGACGAGACAAGUGCCGAGCACCAUAAAGCUAGGAGCUAGACGACUGACCAGCAAGUCCUCACUCAUAAGUUUCGCCUCUCACUUUCCUAUCACAACUGGCAAAAUUGCGAAUUCAUUCGAAAAAGGCUUUCUUUGGUUUUCAUUCCUUCACUUGUCCUGUUUAACUUCACCCUUCUCCCCUUCGCCAUAAUUAGUCUAUUAUUUAAUAAUGCCUCUCAUUCAUCAGGUUCAUUUCCUUGGUUUAAAGACAGUCUGAAAAAAAGGGGAAAAUUUUUCAGCCACCAACUCUGCCAAGGACUCUUGCAACCUAAUAGAAAGUACGCUCAGCGAGAUUUAAUAUAAAAACUGAACAGGCCCUUAGGGCUUCAAAUGUACGUGGUCACAGUAACUGAGAUCCCAGGUCGGGCAGUUUUCCAUCACAAGAUGAAUAUUGACGAAAUGACUUGGCUUGAGGUGAAACUUCAGUCAACUGGUUUCCUGACAUGAACAGUGGGUGGAAAGAUUCUAUAUCUAAUAAAACAUUUGAUAUAAAAAUAGAGCCGAACACCAGACAAAUCCCAACCGCAAGGCGUUGAAAAAAUAUGUACAAAAAUAUAAAAUGGAGUAUUUGCCCGGCCCGUGAUUUUGGAACCAAACACCACGAGCAAUAAAAGUAAGCUCAGAGGCAGAAGUAUAGGUUAGGGGCCAUAAUAUAAUUACUGGAUCAGAUUUAUAGAGAUCGGAAGACCCACACUUUGUAUUUAGGCAACUCUAUCUUAGCAUCCCAAUCAAUCGAACGACUCCAUUUCAUCCAAAGAGGAUUAAAUGCCCCGUCUUUCAUAAUAAACCAUUUAAUCAACAAUAACAACUACUUUAUUGACUUAAUCAUCGACAUGAAGAUUUCAGUACCAAAACAGUCAAUAUAAAAACAAAUAAGAAGGUUAAAUUAUAGUUCAUAUUUAUAACAAUUUAGAAUAUUCUCAAUAUAAGAGGCACUAAGAUUUAUGAUGUUUUUCUCUCACAAAGACAUGAUAUAUAAAAAUAGUACCUUCUAAGACAUAUUCGUAAAAUUACUGCUUAUCGAGUAUAGGCUCUCCAAGAAGGUGCCCCUUAUAUGAAAAAGUGGUGAGUGAUUACAUUUCAACAAAUAGUAGAAUUCAUCACCAAUUUCGGAUCUAUUACAAAGGGGGCAAAGCCUCUGAACUCUGGGUAUCUUCUUGUAGCGCCCAGAUUCAAUAGGUAGCGAGUGGUAAGAAAUCCGCAUUUUGGUUACUGCCACUCUUGUCUUAACGUUCUUUAUCAAAUCAAGAUAAGUUUCAUAUCUGGCCUCUGACGGUUUAAUCAGCGACGAAAUCCUAUAAUAUUUUCAUUGUUUUGUCCGCAGAUAUCAAGCCAUAGUUAAUCCCUUUACCGUCCGCGCCUCCCGACAUUCCUACAAAAGAGUAACGAUUGUAAUUCUGGCCAUUUGGUUGGGGUCCUGUGGUAUUGCAGCUCCACAGGCGUGGGUCGUAUCUACCACAGGCAGAGCACCUAACAAACACUGCGCUGAAGAUUGGAAAGAUCACGGAGAUGUUACGGGAAAUCGAGUUUAUACUGUCACUGCUUUUGUCGUAUUAUUCGUCAUACCAAUAUUGGUGAUCAGCAUAAGUUAUGCUAUUAUCAUGCACAAUCUGUGGCAGCCAGAACGUGUACUGACAAACCAUCAAAGCCAAUCAGUUACAGGCGAAAAAGAACAAGCCUCACCAUAUAAACUGCCCAUUCAUGGAACGAAGAAAAAGCGCAAGACAAUCUACAUGCUUCUAACGGUGAUUAUUGUGUUUUUAGUCUGUAUGCUGCCAUUUCAAAUUAUAAUUCUUGUUAUUCGGUUCAUCGAUAUUUCCCAUCCAGAGGCACUUGCUACAGCAAUCAAAAUUUCAUCCGUGUUGGCUGUUUGUUCCAUGGCUUGUAACCCUUUUAUCUACAGCUUUUUUAGCGAGAAAUUCCGUAGAGCAUUUUUGGAUGUGUUCAAAUGCCAGUGUGAGGAUGACAGCCAACUUGGAAACACCCAGUCUUCCAUUAUCCUGCUAAGUUCUACUGUUUUGCGAAAGUAG